AUGGCCGCUCGCUCAGUGCAGACUCGUCAGGUAAGCGUGUAUGACAACAAAAUAAAGGCUUAGAUUCUAUUUUGUUAGAUAAAUUCAGCCAACUUUCCCAUUAGCAGCCAUCCAAGAGGCCAACAGACACCUUUUUUGCAAUUGUAUCUGAAAUUCUAUUCGAAAGCAAACUUGGAGUUAGACCGAUGGUCAGUAUCAUCAUUAGCUUAAUUUUCGAAACUCUUUUUAACUGAUUGAUUGAUCGAAUUUGCGCUUAAUUUCUAGGUUGCGGUCAUUUUAGAUGGGAUCCACACAGAGGUUAUAUGUUGUUGUUAUCAAGACAGAAUUUUUGUGAUUGUUUCUCAAUUUGAGAAGAUUGGCACUUUGGUAAGACAUAAACAAGCACUGCUUGAUCCACAUUGCCCCUAAAGGUGGUGUGCGAGGGGAAGGGGGAAUUCACAUAUGAAAGAGAUGUGGGUGCUUGUCAAAAAAUUAGAAUUAAACCAGCUAGAGGAUGACCAGUCUGGGUGCAGUUCAGGCUUUACUUGACCAGUAAAGGAGGUCCAUCCAGAGAGAAUAGCUGACAUUUGAUGAAAAUGCUACCAGGGUUUCCCUGUAAAAUGACAUGUUAUUACCCAGAUCUGGUAGAGCUUCUGAUUGGUUGAAAAUUUGCUUCAUUCAAUCUGAUGCAGAUCUGAGUGGUAUAAACACAUCAUCAGUAUGGAAUUUUUGUGCUACUUCAGGGCUGCAAAUAACAGCCGGUCAACGGACAAUGUCCGGUCAAAAAUAGAUUUUGUCCGGGCAAAUCCUUAGUUGGCCGGACAAUUUGUCCGGUCGUUUACGCUGGUAAGGAAAAAAUUUAGAGUUUCAAGUUUUAAAUAUUUAAAGGUUCAAUAUUAUUGGCGUUUGUGAAAAAGGAGGGGAAGAGACGGAUACUUAACUACCAGACCAAGAACUUUUAAUAAAUGAUUCGUAGUAGUCAUAAAAUUUCCGGCUGUCGUUGCACAUUUUCGCUUUGUCAUUCACCAAGUCGUCGCCACAAAUUAGUGGGUCUUAAAGAUGUGGUCCGAACAUGCGCGAAGCUCCCCUACGCACGCGUGAAAAAACCUUUGGUACCCAGGGUAAUGUGUACCAGUCACGGGUGUGAAUUACUUUAUUAUUAGUCCGUGUGGGUUUUGUAAACAUGAUGUGAGAAGGACAACAAAACUUCUCAAUGUCCGUACAAGGGUCAUGGCACCCUUUGUCUUCAAAAUUUAAGUGUGAAAAUAACAAUAACAAGAAAGCAAGUUUACAUUCAUUUGUCUACUUGUCGACAUUUCCGUGUUAAUCACUUAAGCUAUAAAUACCGCGAUUAACUAAACAUUCUAUCUUCUAGGGAAGCAAACCUUUUUAGCAGUAAAUUCAGAUAUGACAACAUGUAAACUUUACCUGGCCUAAACAGGUCUAAAUACACGAUAUCAUCUCAAACGAUUGACCGCAGAUUUCAUUGUGUUACGUGUCACGCAUGAUGCGUGGGUUGUUUAUACAAAAUAUUUGAAAAAUUCUUCUCAAACUUGACUGAAGCAAAAAUGCAGCAAGUUUCACCGUUGACAGGGCGAAACACAAUGGAUUAGAAAGAAAUUGUAUUUGCGAUAAUCCUUUACAAAUGUUGUCAAUGUGGUAUGUAACGAGUUCAGUUUAACAGGUAAUAUGGGAACAUAGUGAUCAACGUCUUCAAAAACCCUUUCCAGUACAUCCGGGUGUUCCCUUGUUAUAUGUCCAAACUGCGUUUCCGCAAGAUGAUGUCCUCGGAUGUCUAAAAGAACUCUUCCAUUAUUGUAUUUUAAAAGUUCAAUCUCGCAUCUUAGGGAAAUAGCUUCCCUGUUUCCGGGAACAUUUAAAAUCAACUAGAUAGCAAGCCUCAGUCAAUUUCAUCAACUUCAUAACUAACCGUAUAUAAGACGCAGAACUGAAGCAAUGGUAGGACGCACUUUUGCUGUACCAUGCUUUCCACUUUUCCUGCAUUGAGAUCGAUGCCCAUGUAUAAUAAAUGCUUUGAAAAUUUACUUGUUUCAUAUUUAAAUUAACAUCAUGUGAAGGGAGGAGGGGGCACUUUUAUAGCAACAAGACGUAAUCGAUGUUUGUCCAGCCAAAGAUGGGAUAUGUCCGAGCAAAAAUAGGUUUGAUCCGACAAUUUGACCGGCGCCAGCCGGGAAAUUAUUUGCAGCCCUGUACUUCCUCAGUUAUCAUUUCGCAGUGACACCAGUAGCCUGCAAAAAGAGCUGUUCCUCCUCGCUCUUCACUGCUGGGGCGUUUUGUGCAGAGAAACAUCUGUGUCUCAGCAACAGAAAUUCUAUACUGAUGACAUAAAAUCUGCCCGGAAUCCGGUCAGAUGCGCUGAUAGGGAGACGGUGUGGUUACACUGUUUUAGCUACUGUUUACGAAUGACAGACAAAAGACAAAAGGUCACAAAGGUCAAAUAUGUACAUGCAAUGGAUCUCUAACAAAACAGUCAGUAUUUGUGGAAUAUAGUCUUGUCUAGAAGAAGCCUUUGAGUUUUGCUGGAGCUCAUAAGCAAAUGAACACAACACUUUACCAAAAUCAACCAGGAGAAACGUAAAAUUAAACAAAUUUGCAUUUGGAACCCCAUGACUACCAGAUCUAUAAUGUUAACAUUGAUUUACAUCAUCAGUAUGGAAUUUCUGCCACUGAGUCACAGAAGUUCCUCUGCAUGAAACGUCCCCAUUGGCGAAGAGCGAGGAGAAGCCGCUGUUUUCACAGGCUAUGAAACCAGUGGUGGUGUCAUAAAAUGUGGACUAAAGGAGACUAAAUUCCUACACAGCAUCAUGCCAUUUGUUUUUUGUAUAGACACUUCCUUUAUGCACAACCCUAAGCGAUACCUUUAUGAGUAAAAAUAUUGGCUUUCUGUCUAGAACUCUUUAAGUGUGACCACAAUCUGCAAUUUCUACCCCUAAGUGAGAAAACAAUCAUUAUUGCGCGCCACAUUACACAUUCUUAUCGUGACUAAACUGGAUAUGGUUCUCUUUCAUAGAGCAGUUCUUUUUGUUCACAGAUAAGUGUAAAUAAACUGUCCAGCACCAAAGAUGCUUUAGCCACAGGGACACAAACAUUCAGUACUAAAACACUUAUGGGGAUUGAUGAGGUAUGUAUUAUAUUUUGCUUUUUGAAAAAUAAAGGUUAUCAGUAAAAAGCUGUAAUAAUAAUGUUCAGGUUGUGUUGUAGACAAUGCUCCAGUGGAUGUGAUUGGUUGUAAUGGGUUUAGUCCUGGGUUGGGAGCACACUGCUGGGACUGAAGAAUCCUUCACCUAUAUCAGACCAUUUUCAGUUGGAUUUUGGAGCCCUCAUUCCUAUGCAGUGGAAGAGAGUGAGAACCUUCUUCCUCUCUGUCACUCCAUGGUCAAGCAUGAGAGGAUGCUGGGAAUGAGUUUGAACACAACUUAGUGUUGUGAUUUUGUCUCAGUGCUGGUAUGAUUUAUCUUUCAGGAAAUCUGGCAUGUUUAUGCCAAGCAGAUAGCAAAGCUGAUCAGUGAGAGCUCCAAUAAGCCAGUUCUUCUGGGUAUUGCCCUCAAGAAACAUUCACCACAGAUUUUACAGCAGAUCCUACAUCUUCUGCAAGCAAACAAAGUUUGGUGAAACUUUUCUGUGGAUACUUCAAAGGCAAAUUAACUAAAUGUAAGAGAAUCAUAGCUGAAUUAACCCUCAGUCAGUGAAUUAGUUGACGAUGAAUUGUUAUUUUCAGUUUUUGUCAAACAUCAAGUCAUAAAACCAUUCCUGAAAUUUCUCUUACUGACUUAAGGAAAUGUCAAAAUAGAAUAAACAACAUGCCAAUACUGAACACAGAGGCAAAUGGUUGAUUGACCUGACAGGCAAAAAAUUUCUUCUCUAAUGCACAUGACAAGACCAUUGUUAAGAGGCAGCUAUGAGCUGUGACAAAAUGACAC
Molecule: messenger RNA, 3920 nt
Organism: Porites lobata
Lineage: Eukaryota; Metazoa; Cnidaria; Anthozoa; Scleractinia; Poritidae
Source: the annotation of a GenBank genome assembly